AUGAACGCCGACACGGCGCCUCUCAGCUGGGAGUGGGGGAGUAAGCGAGGGCGACGCACCAUCUGCGGCUUCAACGUCGCGAGUGACUACCUGGGAGGUCUCGUCCUGCUUAUUGGUAUCCCCGCACUUGUCGUCGCGCAUCUUGCGGUUGUUGUGCUGUCGCCACUUUUCACUGCUUCCCACGACGGCAACACUCUUUUGCUGGAAGUGUUCCUGGAGCUGUUUCUCUGUAUAAGCGCCGUGGCGCUUCUUUUUCUUCUUCUCGUUGCCGAUCCCGGCUUUGUGGAGGUGCCCACGGCUCUAAGCUGCCGCUGCAGUCAUUGCGGCACUGAUGUAGACGACUUCGACCACCACUGUGGUGCCGUGGGGGCGUGCAUUGGGAAGGGUAACAUGUGCUACUUUAUUCUAUUUCUGCUGUUUGCCGCGCUUCUGUGUGUUCUUGGAGCGGUGCAGAAUGCCGCCUUUGUCGCAGCCACGGUGCGCGCGCACAUCCGUGAUACGGACCUCUCACGGACAUCCAUAGCAGCGCUCUUCAAAACCGUCUUCACGGAGCUCCGUUUGCCACGAAUCCUGUGCUUGCUUAUGCUGAGCCUGGCGGCUGUGAACGGGGGAGGGGUGUGCACCUUUCUCAGUCUCCGAUACACCUAUCUUGCUUACAAGGGGCUCAGCUCCGUGCGCCGGCGCAGACGGUUUGACGUUUCAGGCUCUCUCUCCAACGUUUUUGCGAACACCUUUCGCCCCGCCUUCUCACAUAACUUCAUGCGUCCGCAAUACCACGCCUUAGCGGAUAUGCUCGACUGA
Leishmania mexicana MHOM/GT/2001/U1103 is the source of this 801-nucleotide messenger RNA. RefSeq lists its product as hypothetical. Gene Ontology annotation, biological process: peptidyl-L-cysteine S-palmitoylation; protein targeting to membrane. The transcript has a single exon. Bases 1 to 801 code for a protein of 266 amino acids. Gene Ontology annotation, molecular function: protein-cysteine S-palmitoyltransferase activity. NCBI's taxonomy places the organism in Eukaryota, Euglenozoa, Kinetoplastea, Trypanosomatida, Trypanosomatidae. Gene Ontology annotation, cellular component: Golgi apparatus; endoplasmic reticulum. The record is from RefSeq and is a predicted model, not a curated record.